This is a messenger RNA of Aspergillus piperis CBS 112811, 909 nucleotides long. RefSeq lists its product as uncharacterized. The record is from RefSeq and is a predicted model, not a curated record. Bases 316 to 810 code for a protein of 164 amino acids. The transcript is spliced from 3 exons. Lineage: Eukaryota; Fungi; Ascomycota; Eurotiomycetes; Eurotiales; Aspergillaceae.
GCCAGUGUCAUUACUUAUCACCCGCACUACAUAUACAUUGCAACCAACUCAAAUCAUCUGCAGGUGAAUCAAUACAGUCCCUCCUGCAUCCACUACAUCCAUCCAUACAUCCCAGAACUGGAACCAACCCCAGUCAAAUCAACUCGCCACUGAUGAUCAGCGGGGCCUCAAAUGAUCUUAAAAUAGCUCUCCCCUCUGGAUGCACCUGCAUAUAAAUAUCUUGCUCCCCCCUUCCCCUCAAUAUUCAUACUAUUCCUACUUAACCAACAAUUCUACCCAUUAUCUUACACACCCACUCCCAAUAAACCCACCAAAAUGAAACUCUUCUCCCUCACCACCACUCUCACCUCCCUCAUCGCAACCGUCUCCGCCUCCUUACCAUCUACAUACACCCUCGUCGCAGACGGAGGCUGGACUGUCGUUACUGAUGGAACACACUUAUACAUCGGAACCGGCGACAUCAAACACUACCCUAUUCUCAUCCUAAAAGGCGGCUCCAACAACACCAUGAUCACCGGCCACAAGCAAUACGACACUACUACAGGCAUCCAACACCUCUACGUCAAAAAGGACGAAACAGCACCAAUUGCCCUGACGGAACCGAAUGGCGCUGCUCCCGCCCGGGCAAGCGUGACUGGGUUCGAUGUGGACGAGGGGAAUUAUCUGCUUCUUGAUGGGGUGGAAGCGUGGGAUGUGGAGCCGAAUGAGGGGCAGAUAAGGAGGAUUUAUUGGCUUGGUGGGGAGGAGGAUAAUGUUGGUGAUGAGUAUAAGGGGAUUGGGUUGUGGGUUAAGGAGUGUAGGGGGUGUUAAAGAGUAUUGAUCUGGUGUGGGAUGGAUGGUAAUGUAUGUAUGUAUGUAGUUUAAAACUGGAAUUAGACCCCCGUCAUGACUCGUGAACAUCGUUUAGUA